UUCAAAACGAGAUGUUGUCGGCAAGAUGGCAGCUCAUGUAGGGACAGCAACCAUGGUAGAGACAACGGUCUGCUGGAAAUAUAUAUCGUUGCACUCUGAAUACGAGAUUCUUAGUUGUGAUUACUACCAGUUGGAUGUUGACAUGAACCUGCCAUACUGGUAUUCCAAAGGUCUUGUCCACCAGCACAGCAACAUCCAACAGUUUGCAGGGAAGGUAUCUUACAAAAACCCCUUUGUGAAGGCCCAAACUACAAAUGCCAGUUCUGCAGCAAAGUGGGAGAAUAUGCAUAUGUUGCGGCACAUAUGCAGACCCACGAGAAGUCAGCUGUUAAACAUGGAGGGUAUAAAAUGUACAGAUGCCAUGGUGGAUGUGUCAAAAGCCACCAUUAUCACUGCUGCUACUGUACAAGGAUUAUAACCCGGCAAAAUUUAUUUUUGAGCCACGUGCAGAAAUGUGGGUUAGCUAACCCUCCAAAAGGUCCCGGUGCCUCUGCACCCUCUGGUGUCACUGUAGCCCCCACCAUAGCUUCCAUCGUCUCUGCACCCUUCAUUGUCUCUGCACCUACAAUCAUCUCUACAGCAUCCAUCGUCUCUGCAGCCUCCAUUGGCUCUGCAUGCUCCAAUGUCCAGUCCUUGACAGCCCACAAGGCAAGAAACCUGCACGUCACAGUACGGAGGCGAUCAGAUGGCCGCAUGCGUCUGGAGUUGUGCAAAGAGUGCAGACUGUACCACUGUCCUUUCUGCCAGCCAUCUGUCUACAAACCAAAGGGAGAAUACGCAAGUGUUUGGACACAUGUGGAAAUUCACCGAAUGAGGGCCUUACAACAUGGAGAGUAUAACAUUUACGUUUGCCAUUUGAAGUGCAGAGGAGAAAGACAUUUUCACUGUCCGUACUGUCCGAAGACAAUUAUUACUCGGAAACAGUUUGAAAGUCAUAUGGACAAAUGUGUGGCGACACAAAGUUCAACAGCAGCCACAGCGGUCCAAUCAGUUGUUCCACCUGGCGCUCCUGCUCGACCCGCGGCCACGGUCGGCCAGGGUGCCAUCCUCCUGCUCAACCUCGCUACACCCGUUCAGCAAACAGUUACGAUCGAACAGUGUUCGGCUCCGCCUGACCGCCCUGUUAAAACAAAAAGCACAUUAGAUCAGGGUCCUGCUCCUCCUCAUGGCCCUGUUGAGCCCACAACAGUCGGCCAGCCUGCUGCUCCACACGUCCAGCCUAUAACCCCUGCAGUCCACCCCGGUGCUCUAACAGACAACCCCGUUAAACCAACGGCUCAAAUAUUCAGAACAGCAGGAAGAAAAAUAAAAUGUCCAAUGUGCAACUUAUACUUGAAUAAAAAAAAUCUAAGAAAACACAAACUCAGGAAACACUUAAUUUCUGAGAUAGACAUAACAGCCAAAGACCAUCUUAGAAGUCAGUGUAUUGAUUCUCAGAACGGGGUUUAUGCUGUAGCAAAGUCCUAUAAAGCCACUGCCGUACCAGUUCACGUCAUCAAAAAAAAAUCUGGCAGCACACACAAAAUGUUGUGCGGAGAAGAUCGGUGUGAGGUUAUUGCAGAUUUCCGAAGGAGGAGCGGUUUGACUAACAGCCAGUGUCCCCACCUGCGAUCUGUCGAUUUUUGUUUUACGCACGCAAAUAUAGAAGAGCUGAAACCUGGUGUGCUGGAGCAACUGGUUGCCAGUAAAUGGAUUGGAAAGGACAUGGGGGCCAAGUGCCUUGACCAUCGUGACCAAGCAACACAAAACAGGACCCCACUCGUUACUCUUGUGGCUCUUGGCGGAAGUCAUUGCAUGUAUUUGUCUGUGUUCGAGCCCAAAGUGUCACAAUACAGUAAGUUAGGAAGAGUAUUUGUGACUUAUAACAUAAAGCGAAGGUUAUGGCAUUGUGAUUGUUCUCAUGGGAGAAUUGCUUGCUUGCACAAAUGUGCAGCCAAAUGGUAUCUCUUCCAAACCAACAAAGAGUUAUUUUCUUCAGAUGCCAAACAAGACAAAUCACUAAGCAUAUCUGAGUUCACAGAGGAUUCGCCUACGGAAAAUUCAACUGGAAUUGUGUCAGGAGAGGAAGGACUGAAACAAACAGCAAAAUAUAUUUACAACCAAAAAAAACUGCCCUCUGUGUUUCCAGAAAAAAUCAUCCAGUUUGACCCUGAAACACACUUUUCAAAGCGUUUGGUUCCAGCUGAAACUGUCUGCCAAGAUUGCCCAGGUCAUGUUUCCUUAACAGAGCCGGAGCUGAUCACCAACAAAGCGAGAGUCAUUACUGUGACAGGAGUGAUGGAAGAUAUAUCCACCUUUUUCAAAAAGUGUCCAAACUGUGAAAUGGUCUACUGUUACCAGGAGUGGAGUGAAGGUCUGCACAAUUACAACAACCACGCAAUCCUGAGUCUGGAACUCUGUUUGUUGCUGCGAAGCCUGAUGAAGGAUCACACCGCUGAUGGUGGAGUGGUGGAGGUGCUGGAGCGGGCUGUAGGUGUCAAGUCUCCAUAUAGCGUGGAUGUGCUUCAGGCAUACCUCCACUUUGAAGCUCUUACCAGUCACAGCUGUCCGUCCUCAGUCAUGUUGGAUCUUUAUCAAAAAGGGGUUUUCAGCAUUGACGGGAUGGACCUGCCAGAGUCUUUCACUGGAGACGCAAACGAAGGAGAGUUCUGGGAUACGGUGUGCAUAGAAGUGAUUUCUAGCGCCCUUGUUGCUCGAAAUGCUACCAGCGUUGCCUCCAUAAACAGCAACCUCAAAGAAGCUGCAGUGUCUGCUGUCACGACCUCCUUCGCCCUGGCUGAGAGAAAGAGGCUCAGCAAGCAAAGAACAAAGGAGUGUCACAGAGCUGUGAUCAGAUAUCUUGUGAAAGGAUUAAAUCCCUUGUCCACAGUGGAGUCACCAUGGUUCAAAGAAAUGACAGAAACGUUAAACCCAAAGUACCAGCUGCCCUCCAGAGAUCAGCUCAUAAAUACACUGAUACCUUCAUGGUACUUGUUGGAGAGGAAGAACCUCAUCAGAGAGCUGCUUCGGGUGUCCAAGGCUGCCGUGACGUGCGACUGGUGGACAAGUCUUGCCCACGACCGUUACCUGACAGUUACUUUACACUUCAUAAUGAAAGGCCAGAAGAGGCAGAAAGUGCUCCGUACAAAGUCAGUUUACGACUCUCAGACAGGCACGGCGGCAGUGGAGCAGAUCGGCCGUAUACUGGAGGAAUAUGGCGUCAAAGACAAGGUUGUCGCCAUGACGGUGGAAAACGGAUUCAAUAUGGACUUUUCCAUCAAGAAAUUGCCGUUAAGGAAGCUGAGGUGUUUUGCGCACAUCCUAAGUCUCGCUGCACAGAAGGUGCACACCAGCAACACUGUGGCCAGAUGGGCGUCAAAGAUAAGAGACGUUGUUGUGUGGAUCAAAGGGUCUUCCAAUGCUGAAACAGUUCUUCAAGAGAAACAACAGCUCUGGAAUCUACCAGAGCAUUCUGUAAUAGUCGACGUCCGAACACGUUGGAACUCGUUUUACCUCAUGGUGGAGAGGUUUGUAGAGCAGUACGCUGCCAUUCAGGCCACCACCACAGAUCCCCGGCUCAAACUGUCUGUUGAGAAGAAAAGGCUUGAAACGCUCUCAGAGGCCGAUCUCCAAAAGGCAGAAGAGUUCAUCAGGACCAUGAAGCCUCUGUAUAGAUCUUCGCUCUGCAUCUCAGCCGACAAGAGUCCAACUUGUAGUCAGAUAUUUCCUAUCCUGAAGAAACUGGAGGCCCACUUUGAAACUCAGGAUGAGGACUCUCUUUUCAUAGCCACACUCAAGGAGAAAGUCUGGGGUGACCUGUCUACAUGUUAUAAGGACGGUGACACUUGGAAGUUCCUACAGGAGGCGAGUGCGAUGGACCCGAGGUUCAAGAACAGAGUUGACUCUGACGAGAUCUGGAACAGAGUGAAAAGUGCUGCAGUUACGGUUACAAUCACAACGGGGCAGGUGUCAAAUCAGGAGGAACACAGACUUCAGGGGGAGGACAGUGACGCUGAUGAUGUAUCUGAGCAAAAUGACGAGUAUUCAGAUGAGACUCCAUUGCCCAAAAAACCGAGGUUAACUGCCCUGGAGGAGCUUUUUGACGAGGAGGACAGAGCUCUGAAGAGCGGCGCAGCAGCAGAAAAGACCCUAUCCAUCCUUGAAAGAGUCCAGCGAGAAAUACAGCUGUACAGAAAUCUGCCUGCGAUACCCACAUCAGAGGACGCUCUGGCCUGGUGGUGGGAGCGACAGGACAUGCUGCCUCUCCUGUUUGAACUCUCCAACUCAUACCUGUGUAUCCAAGCAUCGUCAGCAGGCGACACAAUCAGCCAAGAGAGGUCACAUAUUGUACCAGAACAGGCAGAUAUGCAGAUUUUUCUACAGAAAAAUUGAUCAGAUGUGACAACCGAUACAUAAAGUGUUAAAAUCCUGUUAUUUACAAUGAACAUGUUCAAGUAGAUCGUUCACUGUGCUGCUGUUGAAUGAAUAUUAGGUUGAUGUGACAACCAAGAGUAUAAACAUGUUUUGAUGUUAUGUACAUUAAAAUAAAGGAUUUUAUAUUUGUUCA
This is a messenger RNA of Thunnus maccoyii (southern bluefin tuna), 4546 nucleotides long. RefSeq lists its product as uncharacterized. Bases 304 to 4371 code for a protein of 1355 amino acids. NCBI's taxonomy places the organism in Eukaryota, Metazoa, Chordata, Actinopteri, Scombriformes, Scombridae. The record is from RefSeq and is a predicted model, not a curated record. The transcript is spliced from 16 exons.